Molecule: messenger RNA, 444 nt
Organism: Mycena indigotica
Lineage: Eukaryota; Fungi; Basidiomycota; Agaricomycetes; Agaricales; Mycenaceae
Product: Glucose-6-phosphate isomerase
Exons: 3
Coding region: 1-444 (147 amino acids)
Cellular component (GO): cytoplasm
Molecular function (GO): zinc ion binding
Source: RefSeq, a predicted model, not a curated record
AUGCUGCAAAUCGGCGCGCAAUGUUCGCACUCUGACUGUGGCGAGGUCGACUUUCUGCCCAUCCUCUGUGUGGCCUGCAAAGACUAUUUUUGUCGCUUUCACGCAACAGUCGACGGCCACUCUUGUAAAAGCGCCAGAUUAGGUCAACAAGCACCAGCAACUAGCUCUUCUCCUCUUCUACGUUGCAGCGCUGGUAACUGUGGGAAGCCCAGUCUUGAAGCCUUCAUCGCCGCUGCCUCUGAUGACCAAGGCCGGACACCCGCCAAAUGCACACAAUGUCAACAGUCCUUUUGCGCCGAACACCGCCAUCCCAAAUCUCAUGGCUGCUCUGAACAAGCACCCGCCCCGCCGCCAAAGAACGACAAGGCGCGGGCUUUGCUCGCCAAACACUUUUCCUCUACCAAAUCCACUACUGCCACCCGCACAGCGUCAAAGCUGUGUUGA